AGCGGGGUCCUUGCGUUUGUCCAAUAUGGCGGCGCCCAGUGGCGGUGUGAACUGUGAGGAGUUCGCCGAGUUCCAGGAAUUGCUCAAGGUGAUGAGGACAAUUGAUGACAGAAUAGUACAUGAAUUAAACACUACGGUUCCAACAGCUUCCUUUGCAGGGAAAAUUGAUGCCAGCCAAACCUGUAAACAGCUUUACGAGUCUUUGAUGUCAGCUCAUGCCAGUAGGGACAGAGUCAUAAAAAAUUGUAUAGCCCAGACCUCAGCAGUAGUAAAACACCUCCGAGAAGAGAGAGAAAAGAAUUUGGACGAUUUAACGUUAUUAAAGCAACUUAGAAAAGAGCAGACAAAGUUGAAAUGGAUGCAGUCAGAACUGAAUGUUGAAGAAGUGGUAAAUGACAGGAGCUGGAAGGUGUUUAAUGAGCGCUGCCGAAUUCACUUCAAGCCUCCAAAGCAUGAAUAAAGAAAGAUAUUUUUAUUAAAAGGACCGGGUCAUCUCGUAAGAGCUAAGCAUGACAGACAUCAACAGGGUGGGCUUCCUAGGAAGAUUUCUGAGCCAACAGUCCAAGACCUUUUGUUGAUUUCAGCCCCACUUAGCCAAGACCUCAAGUAUAAAUAAUUCUGAUAAUUAUGGAGAAAUCAACUGCUAUUUUAUACUGAUUCUGUAAAAAAAAAAAAGUUUUGUAACUAUUAAAAUAAUUUUCUGA
This is a messenger RNA of Cynocephalus volans (Philippine flying lemur), 704 nucleotides long. RefSeq names its product mitochondrial matrix import factor 23 (gene MIX23). Gene Ontology annotation, cellular component: mitochondrion; mitochondrial intermembrane space. The transcript is spliced from 5 exons. The record is from RefSeq and is a predicted model, not a curated record. NCBI's taxonomy places the organism in Eukaryota, Metazoa, Chordata, Mammalia, Dermoptera, Cynocephalidae. Bases 26 to 460 code for a protein of 144 amino acids.